AAGAUUAUCGGAUAGAGAGGUUUUAAAAUUACAAAUUUAAAUUAGCAGAAAUAAAUUUUGUAUUUAUAAUCAAGCUUAGCUUUUGAGUUGAUAUCAUUUAUUUAUUUAUUUUUAUUAAAAAGAUAGAAAAAUAAUUUGAUUAAUCAUAGAAUUAUUCAUUAAAAUUUCAAGUUAAAAGUUGUUAUCAAUAAAUUUCAAUCAUAAAAAUAUUUAGCGUUAAUUUGGGCAAGUAAUUUUUAAAAGAUGGAUAAUGAGCUAUUUUUAGAUAAUUUUGAUAUGAGUCCUAUCUGCGCAAUAGGUACUCCUUAGUCAAAAUCUGAAACACCUGUUCAUAAUUAUAGAUAUCCUGUUAAAAUAAACUUGUAAUACAACCCAAUUGAAUUACCCGUAAGGAGAGCAAAUAACGACUAUGGUUUUGAAAAUGACGAAGUUUUAAGCUAACCAAAAUAUAAAGUUAUAAAAUUCAAUUCAAGCAGAGAUAUUCAGCAAGGAAGCAUCAGAGACUUUUCUGAAAAUUUUGUUUCAAAAACUAUUCCAGUGGAGAAAACUUUUGUAAGGAUUAACUAUUUAAAGAACAAGGAGAAAGAAGUUAAGACUGUUGAAGAUAUUGUAGGAUGCUCAACGAUUUCUACAGUUAACUAAUCUUGUAAUGAAAAAAGCUAAGUAGUCAAUCCAUAAAAAAAAUAGAAAGAGAAAAUUAAAAAAGCAAAUCUUUCUAAAUCAAUAUCUAAAACAACAAUAACUGAUACUUCAAAAAAUUAAGCUUAGAGCUACAAAAAAAGAUCUUCCAUUUCUAAUUCUUCUAAAUGUGCCCUACCAUCUGCAAGAUCGAUGAGUAAGAAAGGAGGUAACACUCCUAGUAAAAAUAAUUCGAUGAGUGAAAGAAAAUCAAAUAAAAAAAAUUAUUAAACAAUUAUUAGAACAAAAUCACCUUCCCAUAAAUUAGUAAAUAACAGUUCAUCAAGUUGCUGCAGUUGUUGUAAAAGUCAUGCAUCUCCUCUUUCAUCUUCAGAAAAAAAUAUGGUUUUACCUUCUGAAGGUGGGUAAUCUUCAGUAUAUCACUCCAUAUCGCAAAGAGCUCAGUCUGUUAACAGCAAAAAAAGUAAUUAAAGAUCAAGUUUUAACAUCCAUUUUGAUCUAAGUUCUGAGUGGAAUCAUAAAAGCAGUAUUCUCAGUUAAAGUGGAUAAAAUAGAACAAGUGAGUACCUUUAAAAAAAAUUCUAAUAGAUAUUUGAAAGGAAGCAAGAAAAGAUUUAAAUUAAACAAAUUUAACAUGCUGACAAAGCCAUGAGAAACGAGCUUUAUGGAAUGUUUUCUCGUUAAUCUAGAGAUAUGAGAUAAAAAAAGCUUUAGGAGUUAUCUAUGUUUGAGUAGAUGUAAAAAUAGCUAAUAUAAACUGUUGAUCCUGAAAAAAUCUAGAAAGUCCAGGAAAUAGUUAGAUAAUCUAUUGAGAAAUAUUCACUAUAAAAAUAGACUGAAAAGGAAGAAUAAGAAUAAAAAGAGAACUAAAAAAAAGAAUUGAUUAAGAAAAUAAAGGAGUAUGAUUAAAAGGUCAAACAAAAUAAUUAUUUAGUUUCAGAAAGAAAAUCUAAAAGUAGAGAAAAUAGCCAAAAGAAAGACAUUUAAUAUAAGCCAUGGGGUAUUGACUAACGUAAAUUUGACAGUAAGCCAGCUGAAGUAAAUAAAGUAAAAAUAGUCAAGAAAGACUAAAUUGAUCUAAAAGUCUUGUUUAGUAAGAAUGAAACAGUUAAUUAACUGCUAAAGUAAAUAAAGAAUGAAUAAAAAAAGAAAUAAUCUGAAGAUCAAUAAGUUUAACCUAAAAAAAAUUAGCAUUCACAAUCUUCAAAUGAUAUUAGAUAAGAAAAAAAAAUAGAUGCAAAUGAGUUUAACAAAAAAAUGGAAGAAAGGCUGCAAAAGAUUAUUGAAGAGAAAAAAAAUAAAGCAAACGAGCUUAAAGUGAAAAAGCAAGAUUUAAAUCAUAAACUAAGCAAAAUAGAAUAAGUAAGAAAAGAAAGUAUCUCUAAAUGCAGGAAAGUACCAUUUAAGCCAACCUAAGAAUAAAUAGAAAAAGCAUUCAAUAAUAUACAAGAAGAAAAUUAAUAGAAUUUAUCAAAUCAAUAAAACCAAGAAAUCUAAAAAAACUAAAACAUUCAAGUUAAAAUAAAUAAUGAGCCAAAUACAAAAAGCAAAAGUAAAAACAAAAAGUCUAAAAUUUACGCAUAAGUUUGA
This is a messenger RNA of Tetrahymena thermophila SB210, 2229 nucleotides long. RefSeq names its product ubiquitin carboxyl-terminal hydrolase. The transcript is spliced from 6 exons. The record is from RefSeq and is a predicted model, not a curated record. NCBI's taxonomy places the organism in Eukaryota, Ciliophora, Oligohymenophorea, Hymenostomatida, Tetrahymenidae.